GUAGUUUUUUGUUUAUUAGUAGUACGAAAUAGUCAAUUUUAUUAGUAUUUAAAUUAAGUUAUAUUAAGAAUUUUAUCAUACCUCAUAAGAAUGAAUCCUCCAAAUAAGGAAGCAGCGUUUGACUCAUUUUACACUGAGGUAAAAGAAAUCGAAAAACGAGACUCUGUUUUAACGCCUAAACAGCAAAUAGACAGACUACUACGACCAGGUUCAACUUAUUUUAAUCUGAAUCCUUUCGAAGUGCUCCAAAUCGAUCCCGGGACCCCCUUGGAUGAGGUUAAAAAGAAAUAUAGGAGGUAUUCAAUAUUAGUGCAUCCAGAUAAAAAUCAAGAUGACGCAGAAAGGGCCCAACAGGCUUUUGAAAUUAUUAAUAAAGCCUGGAAAACAUUGGAAAAUGACGAUACACGAAAAAAGUGUAUGGAUAUUUAUGAUGAAGCAAAAGGCAGGACCGAUCUCAUGAUUGCUGAGAAGCGAAAAAAAUUAAAAAAAGAUGGAAAAACAACUGAAACUAUUCCUGAAGAUGAUCCUCAACAAUAUAAACAUGCUGUGUACGUACUGAUGAUGAAGUUAUUUGCUGAUAUGGAGCGCAGAAGACAACACCUAGAGACUCGAGAUAUGGAGGAAAGAAAAAGAAAAAGGGAGGCUGAAAUUGAACAAGAAGAAAAAUCAACAAUGGAAAGGGAAUGGCAAAAGAACUUUGAGGAAUCACGCCAAAAUAGAGUCGACAGUUGGUUAAAUUUUCAGGCUGGUAGUUCAUCAAAAUCUGGGAAAAGCAAAGAAAAGAAAGUGAAAAAAAUCAAAUCAUUUCGCCCACCCAAACCUAAACCGGAAUCUAGAUAAAAAAAAUUAU
This is a messenger RNA of Ctenocephalides felis (cat flea), 850 nucleotides long. Its product is annotated as dnaJ homolog subfamily C member 8. The coding region runs from base 91 to 840 and encodes 249 amino acids. Gene Ontology annotation, cellular component: nucleus. NCBI's taxonomy places the organism in Eukaryota, Metazoa, Arthropoda, Insecta, Siphonaptera, Pulicidae. The transcript has 5 exons. The record is from RefSeq and is a predicted model, not a curated record.